AUGAGCGGAAGAGGCAAAACUGGAGGCAAAGCCAGGGCUAAGGCCAAGACCAGGUCAUCCCGCGCCGGGCUCCAAUUCCCCGUGGGUCGUGUUCACAGGCUUCUCCGCAAGGGCAACUAUGCUCAACGUGUGGGAGCUGGCGCACCCGUCUAUCUGGCAGCCGUGCUCGAGUACCUCACCGCUGAGAUCCUGGAGUUGGCCGGGAACGCGGCUCGUGACAACAAGAAGACUCGUAUCAUCCCCCGUCACCUGCAGCUGGCCGUCCGCAACGACGAGGAACUCAACAAACUUCUCGGUGGUGUUACGAUCGCUCAGGGUGGAGUGCUGCCCAACAUCCAGGCGGUACUUCUUCCUAAGAAGACCGAGAAGAGUGCGCCAGCCACCGGUGGCGUGAAGAAGCCCCAUCGUUACAGGCCCGGGACUGUGGCUCUGAGAGAGAUCCGUCGUUACCAGAAGUCCACCGAGCUGCUCAUCCGCAAGCUGCCGUUCCAGCGCCUGGUGAGGGAAAUCGCCCAGGAUUUCAAGACCGACCUGCGUUUCCAGAGCUCCGCUGUGAUGGCUCUGCAGGAGGCCAGCGAGGCUUACCUGGUCGGUCUGUUCGAGGACACCAACCUGUGCGCCAUCCACGCCAAGAGGGUCACCAUCAUGCCCAAGGACAUCCAGCUGGCCCGCCGCAUCCGCGGAGAGCGCGCUUAG
Molecule: messenger RNA, 696 nt
Organism: Osmerus eperlanus (European smelt)
Lineage: Eukaryota; Metazoa; Chordata; Actinopteri; Osmeriformes; Osmeridae
Product: histone H2A-like
Exons: 2
Coding region: 1-696 (231 amino acids)
Cellular component (GO): nucleosome
Molecular function (GO): DNA binding; protein heterodimerization activity; structural constituent of chromatin
Source: RefSeq, a predicted model, not a curated record